AUGACUGCCAGCGAAAUGUUUAUAAUACCGCUGCUGAUAUUGGCUAGUCUGUCGUUCGUUCUAUCGGGUUUUGAAGAAGAUAUAUUGAACGAUCACAACAAAUAUCGCAAAUUACAUGGAGUCCCUCCUCUGAAGCUGAAUGGAAACAUUACUAGGUUUGCGGCUGAGUGGGCAGAGAAAUUGGCUGUGGAAGGCAUAUUCAAGCAUAGUACAAGUAGCUUAGGAGAGAAUUUAUUUUCUACAACUGCCCCGAAAUUUGAUUGUGUGGGCUCCUGGUAUAGAGAGGGCAAGGAUUACGAUUUCAAGAAUCACACAAAUCCCAAAAAAUUCGAACGCUUUACCCAAGUUAUUUGGAAAAGUACGGCCAGCCUAGGAGUUGGAAAAUAUACACAGAAGAAAAGAACAGUGGUAGUUGUUAAUUAUGCACCUGCUGGUAAUGAAAAGGGCAAGUAUAAACAAAACGUAAUGCCCCUAAAGGCAAGUGGGUUAUAAACCAUGUGUUGAUUUAAUAGAUUUGAAUAGAUCGAAAUUA
This is a messenger RNA of Scaptodrosophila lebanonensis, 532 nucleotides long. RefSeq names its product Golgi-associated plant pathogenesis-related protein 1-like. The transcript has 4 exons. The coding region runs from base 1 to 492 and encodes 163 amino acids. NCBI's taxonomy places the organism in Eukaryota, Metazoa, Arthropoda, Insecta, Diptera, Drosophilidae. The record is from RefSeq and is a predicted model, not a curated record.